AAAGUAUAUUUCUAUACGUUUUGCUGCUCUCUCCGAUCACCAGAAGAUGACGCCAAAGAAGAAGUUCAGAGGUGUCAGGCAACGUCACUGGGGAUCUUGGGUUUCUGAAAUUCGCCAUCCUUUGCUGAAAAAGAGGGUAUGGCUAGGCACGUUUGACACGGCAGAAGAGGCAGCAAGAGCAUAUGACGAAGCAGCCAUUUUAAUGAACGGGCGAAAUGCAAAGACAAACUUCCCAUUAACUCUUCAUCAUCAAAAUUCUGGUGGAGAACCAAACACUAGUAAUGAUCAAGAAUCACCAACAAAAUUAAUAUCUCCAAAACCCUUAUCAGAAAUUCUUCGAACUAAAAUCCAAAAAUGCAACAAGGCACCAUCUCCAUCUCUUACCUGUUUGAGGCUGGACGUCGAGGAUUCCGGUAUUGGGGUGUGGCAAAAGCGUGCUGGUCCAUCAUCAGAUUCAAAAUGGGUAAUGAGGGUCGAGUUUGAUCAGAAUAAAGAGAAAUAUUCAAAAUCUACAGAAGAUAAAGAAUUUAUUUCUUCAUCCAAGUCCCCAGAACUGCAGUUUCAAGGCUCGACCAUGACAAGUGAAAUGGAAGAAGAGGAGAGAAUUGCACUGCAGAUGAUUGAAGAACUUCUUCAAACGUGAACAGGUUCCACAAAGGUUUGUGUAUUUGGGAAGGACAGAAAAAAUAUAUUCCUUUUAGUUCUUGUUACAAAAUUAUAAAUUAACAGUAUCAAGGUUAUGGAAAAUAAGAAUUAAAAUAGUUUAAUUGGAAAAAUAAAACUGAAAUAUAUGUUGCAGAUAU
Molecule: messenger RNA, 803 nt
Organism: Olea europaea var. sylvestris
Lineage: Eukaryota; Viridiplantae; Streptophyta; Magnoliopsida; Lamiales; Oleaceae
Product: ethylene-responsive transcription factor WIN1-like
Exons: 2
Coding region: 47-643 (198 amino acids)
Biological process (GO): regulation of DNA-templated transcription
Molecular function (GO): DNA binding; DNA-binding transcription factor activity
Source: RefSeq, a predicted model, not a curated record